AAACGGGCUGAGGCGGCGGCGGCGGCCCCGCCCCGGGGCUCCAUUGUUGAGGCGGCCGCGGCUCUGUCGGCUGUUCAGCUGCGCUCCAGUCGGCCCAGGAGCCGCUGCGAGGAGCGAGCGCUGCGAGGCGGCGGCCUGAGCAAUGGAAGAGUUAAUAGUUGAACUUCGUCUCUUUCUUGAACUCCUGGACCAUGAAUAUCUAACCUCAACUGUCAGGGAGAAAAAGGCAGUGAUAACCAACAUUCUGCUGAGGAUACAGUCAUCCAAAGGUUUUGAUGUGAAGGACCAUGCUCAGAAGCAGGAGACCACUAACAGCCUGCCGGCCCCUCCUCAGAUGCCCCUGCCAGAGAUCCCUCAGCCCUGGCUGCCUCCUGACAGUGGGCCUCCACCAUUGCCAACAUCCUCCCUCCCAGAAGGUUAUUAUGAGGAAGCUGUGCCGCUGAGCCCCGGAAAAGCUCCGGAAUACAUCACAUCAAAUUAUGAUUCUGAUGCGAUGAGCAGCUCUUAUGAGUCAUAUGAUGAAGAGGAGGAGGAUGGGAAGGGGAAGAAAACCCGGCACCAGUGGCCCUCCGAGGAGGCCUCCAUGGACCUGGUCAAGGAUGCCAAAAUCUGUGCCUUCCUGCUGCGGAAGAAGCGGUUCGGCCAGUGGACCAAGUUGCUCUGUGUCAUCAAAGACACCAAACUGCUGUGCUAUAAAAGUUCCAAGGACCAGCAGCCUCAGAUGGAACUGCCACUCCAAGGCUGCAACAUUACGUACAUCCCGAAAGACAGCAAAAAGAAGAAGCACGAGCUGAAGAUUACUCAGCAGGGCACGGACCCGCUUGUUCUUGCUGUCCAGAGCAAGGAACAGGCUGAGCAGUGGCUGAAGGUGAUCAAAGAAGCCUAUAGUGGUUGUAGUGGCCCCGUGGAUUCAGAGUGUCCUCCUCCACCAAGCUCCCCGGUGCACAAGGCAGAACUGGAGAAGAAACUGUCUUCAGAGAGACCCAGCUCAGACGGGGAGGGUGUUGUGGAAAAUGGAAUUACCACAUGUAAUGGAAAGGAGCAAGUGAAGAGGAAGAAAAGUUCCAAAUCAGAGGCCAAGGGCACUGUGUCGAAAGUCACUGGGAAAAAAAUCACCAAGAUCAUCAGUCUGGGAAAGAAAAAGCCAUCCACAGACGAGCAGACCUCCUCCGCUGAGGAAGAUGUUCCCACCUGCGGCUAUCUGAACGUGCUCUCCAACAGCCGCUGGCGGGAGCGCUGGUGCCGAGUGAAAGAUAACAAGCUCAUUUUCCACAAGGACAGGACCGACCUGAAGACCCAUAUUGUGUCUAUUCCGCUCCGUGGCUGCGAGGUGAUCCCGGGUUUGGAUUCUAAACAUCCUCUGACGUUCCGGCUGCUGCGCAAUGGCCAGGAGGUUGCAGUGUUGGAGGCAUCUUCUUCUGAAGACAUGGGCAGGUGGAUUGGGAUUUUACUCGCAGAGACGGGAUCGUCCACAGACCCGGAGGCUCUGCACUAUGACUACAUUGAUGUGGAGAUGUCUGCAAGUGUCAUUCAGACAGCCAAACAAACCUUCUGUUUCAUGAACAGGCGUGUUAUAUCUGCUAACCCAUAUCUAGGGGGCACCUCCAACGGCUAUGCCCACCCCAGCGGGACGGCACUUCAUUACGACGAUGUCCCGUGCAUCAACGGCUCGUGGGAACCGGAAGACGGCUUUCCUGCUUCCUGCAGCAGAGGCUUGGGAGAAGAGGUGCUUUAUGAUAAUGCAGGCCUGUACGAUAACUUGCCGCCUCCGCACAUCUUUGCCCGCUACUCUCCUGCUGACAGAAAGGCCUCUAGGCUGUCUGCUGACAAGCUGUCCUCUAACCAUUACAAAUACCCUGCCUCCGCUCAGUCUGUCACUAAUACCUCUUCUGUGGGGAGGGCGUCUCUCGGGCUCAACUCGCAGCUCAAGGGUAAAAAGCCCCCCGUGGCUUCUAACGGGGUCACAGGAAAAGGGAAGACUCUGAGCAGUCAGCCAAAAAAAGCGGAUCCCGCAGCUGGUGUGAAAAGGACGGGUUCGAAUGCUGCCCAGUACAAGUAUGGCAAGAACCGGGUAGAAGCAGAUGCCAAGCGGCUACAGACCAAAGAAGAGGAGCUGCUGAAGAGGAAAGAGGCCCUGCGGAAUAGGCUGGCCCAGCUCCGCAAGGAAAGAAAAGACCUUCGAGCGGCCAUUGAAGUGAACGCUGGCAGGAAGCCGCAGGCGAUCCUGGAGGAGAAGCUGAAGCAGCUGGAGGAGGAGUGCCGGCAGAAGGAGGCGGAGCGAGUCAGCCUGGAGCUGGAGCUGACAGAGGUCAAGGAGAGCCUGAAGAAAGCGCUGGCGGGCGGAGUCACCCUGGGGCUGGCCAUCGAGCCCAAGUCAGGGACAUCAAGUCCACAGUCUCCAGUGUUCAGGCACCGGACCCUGGAAAACUCGCCCAUCUCCAGCUGUGACACCAGUGACACCGAGGGCCCCGUGCCGGUGAACAGCGCGGCUGUCUUGAAGAAGAGCCAGGCGGCCCCGGGCAGCUCCCCCUGCCGAGGGCACGUGCUGCGGAAGGCCAAGGAAUGGGAAUUGAAGAACGGGACAUAGGGGACAGCAGCACCGCUCCAGCCUCAGAGACUGCACAUCCCCUUGCCCAUGUCCUCAUCUGUGUGACUGCAGGAAGCUCUGCCCAGAGUGGCCUCAGCUGCGCGACUCCAGAGGCUCCAUGACCGAGCUCUGAGGCCAGUGCCUCUCACCCAGGCCCACUUGUAUUCUUUCUACUGUAUGCUGGCGCCUUUAAAAAAGAUGUAAGACUUUGGUUCCCGACUUUGUUAGAAAACAAAAAAAGUGAUGGAGAGGUGUUUGAAAGGAUGCUAUCAGGCAAAGUGACAUCUUUCUAACCAGUUAAGCCAUUGCUUUCACCGAUUCCAUCUCAGCCCCGGACUGAGGACGGAUGGUUCCAUGACCCCAGGCGAAAACUUGGAUUCGACGGGGAAGAGCUUGGAUCCCUGGCUGCCCUGGGCAUGAGUGUGGCUGGCGCGUGGGCACUGGGCUCGCCUUGCACACCCACCAGGAGGGCCAGGGGCUUACGCAGUCCUGACAUGGACUUUGUGUCUCGGCGUACCCUCUCCACGUGCCCGUCUCCCUCAUCAUCAGAGGUAAAGGCAUGAGAAAAUUGUGCUGUGAAACAUUUUUUACCUUUUAUUAUUAUUUUUUUGGACAGAUGCUUUUGUCACCAAGACAUGAAAAGCUGCCAUUCUUCUUAACCUGUUUUUUAAGAAUGCCUUUUUGUUGUGUGUCACACUUAGAUCUAAGGAUUUUUCAGAGGUUCCUUAUUUUAUUAUUUGUGCUGCUUUUGACAGGUAGCAGAGGGUUUUAAUACUUCACUAACAGGGCGCCCUCCUCCCCCUUGGGCUAGCAUCCCCAGCCCUUAAUCCACGUCGGAGCCGGCAGGUGCUCCUCACACCAGGAGCCUCCGGGGGCAGGGGCUGGCUCCUCGCCGCUGUACAGGAUGUUUACUGCUGCGUGGGGCCAGGGCAGUCCUUUGAAAAGGAAGCAAGUUCCGGAACUUGUUCCCUUAUAGAACUAUAACAAACACCUUAGAGCAAGAGGCAGGAAUUCCAGGGCCUUGUUCCCUCAUGGAACUAUAACAUCUUAGAGCAAAAGGCAGGAAUUCCAGGGCCUCCUGCCCCUCCCGUCCUCCAGCUUGUCAAGUUAAAGCUUGUCAAGUUAAACCACUAAUGUGUUGGGGGGCCUGGCCGUGCUGCCUCUCCUGAGUGGGGUGGGUGCAGGUAGGGCCUCUUUCCCAGCUUUCUUGCUUGCCUUCUGUGCAAUAUUUCUUGGAGAAUUCAGAUGCCUAAGGCAUAAAGGAAAAAAAGAGUUCAUAGUUUGAGCUGGUAUCUACCCCCUGGGUUUAAAAAUCAGAUUAACUUCUUGGUCUCCCGGAGGCCACUGUCAGGAAUUCUCCAGUGCGGGAAGAUGCAGUCACUGAUGACGAAAUAAAUCACCCCUGAAAGGCUCCGCAGGCAGAUUCACGGAGGCCAGUCCCAGCAGCGGCCGCCCCUUCCCUGAGCGUAGAAUAUAGAGGUGCCACACUUGGUGCAAGCCCUCUGUCCACCGUCCAGAAUAUCCUUUAUCACACAGAGGAAGACACGGCAGGAGAGCACUGACUCCUUUAUUUCCCCCCCGACAUCCUUUCAGAGCGCCAGCUGUGUGGUGCAUGGGACUUUACAGUUUUAGGAUUCACAUUUAAGGUUGUGGCGCUUGAGGCCCGCAAGGGCCACGUGGGAUUACUGGAGCGGGAAAGCGGUCUCCUGGGUGUAAGAAAGUUUUACAACACGAAUUGGAAGCUGCUUGAGUCCACCUGAACUUGAGUUGAUUGCAAAGCCAUCUGCCAGGAACGGUUUUGGGUUCCUGAGCCGUCAGCCGGCCUUCCCCCUCUGAUGCACGUGCCUCCCGGCCCAGUCCGUGGAGGCCCAUCACACCAGCAUCCGUGACGCCAGCUUCCCACUAGGACACCCAGGCAGGUCGGGCGGGGCCGCCACACGCCUCAGGGCCGUCCGCUGCGUUGCCAUAGAGGAGCCCUCCCUCCGGUGGUCACUUCCCACCAUUGCAGGCAGCUGGGGCCACUUCGUAUCACACACAAUGAAUUUUCUAUCAAGGGAAAAAAGUUUGCUCCUCCAUAGAUUUUUGCUGCCUUCGGGUCAAAUAGUUUCCCCAGUUGAGGCUCUUGGGCCACUCUGAUGAUUGGCAGCCUGCUUAACUGUGCAAGGUUUUGGUGGUUAGUAAGAGAAGGGGGAGAUGGCCAGCCUGAAGGCUUGGUCCUGGCCCAGCACAGGUGGGCAGCAGCAAGCUGGCAGGUGAAGCGUGAGCAGCACACACAGUGUCACAUGGGCCUUAGCUGUCACCCACCAGCUUCCUCACCAGGCAAGGAGGCCCGGGGGCCUUAGCAGGGACUUGCCCGAGGGCACAGCUGAUUGGUGCUCGACUCCCAGCAUGCAUAUUUUGUUUUAAAAACCCAGGUUUGUAAUUCACUUCCACAACCCUAAGCCUUUUAAAGAGGCAGCAAACUUUAACGAAUCCCAUCGUGGUCCCAAGGAGCCUUUCAAAGUGGGUGCCCUGGAGGGGCCUGACAUUGGAUUCCUUCGAUGGCAGAUACUCCCUUGAAAUUUCCCAUUUGAUCAGAAAGUUUAAAGCAUUUACUUCAGAAUAAGUUAUUUAUUUGUAUAUGUUCAAAUAAAUAUAGUUUUUAAUUUAUAUCUAUCUGUACAUAUUAGACACACAUGAGCCAUCUUGCCAGAAUUCUGACAGUCACGUCAUUUUAUUCCCCUCCCAAAACAUGCCCCAGGAACAAGCACCCCUUGCCUCUGUGGCAGCAGCGAGUGUGUCCGAUUUCAUAACGAAGCCAGGCUGGGGGCAAGAGGCCCGACAGGCAGGCCGGGGUCCCCGGAGAAGCCAGAUUUCUUUGCAUUGUCACUGGUACUUAGCAGAUCGUCGUGUUCACAGGGGGCUAGCCGCCUAUACUAGGGUGCCGACCGCAUUGCGAGGAAUGUGGUGGCCACGCGAUGGAGCUGGCUGGAGGACAGGCCAGGUGAGGGGCCGACCCCUGCGGGGCUCAGGGCUCCUUCCAUUCUAACCUUGAGCCACAGUGUCACUCUUCAGGGCUCUGCUCCCGGCUCUAUUUUGUUAAGGUGUUAUCAGCCUUCAACCUCCAUUUAUAUAUUUUUAUAAUGUUAAGCCACUGACCAAAUUUUUUCAUAGAAACAACUAUCAGAUUAGAGGGCUCGCUUUGGUCCCCCUGACCUGGGCACAGGCAUGGGCCAUGGCUCCCUCUUUCCAGAAUCUGGGGGGAACUGGGGCAAGGCCCAUCUGUCUGCAAGGCCGGUAGCUCCCUCCCUCGGCUUCCAGAGUCCGCGGCGGUUGCAGGGUAACCAGUGUGGGUCUGCUGAGUCACCCCAGGCGCCAGACUCGCCCCAGGAGCACGGGCCACUGUCCAUAGGGCCUUGAGACCUUCCCUUGGGGCUGGCGGGCGGCGGUUUACCAAGUCCCAUCUCGCCCCUCUGUGCCUGUGCCCUGGCAUGGCCAGGCUUAACCUUCCCCUGUAUCUUGUCCCAGAGUUAUUACUGGCCAUUUCUAAAUAGACAAAAACUACCCUAAAAGGUGGAGAUUACUCCUUUUGAAAAGUCUAUUUCAAAAAGUGUGUCCUCAGCUCUGGAGGCCACCCCCAGGAAGAAGUUUGAGGUUCAUUGUCAUUAUGGCCACAAUCAGGCGUUUGUGCACGGGACUCAAAGGGCAGCGUUGAAGCUGGGGUUAGGUGUAGGGUUGUGGGCAAAGCUCUCUUGUUUGUGGCCACACCUCACCUUUCCAAGAAGGCUGUUAAUUCUACUCACCCACUAUUUGGAGGGGAUGUAAAUUUUGCCCACAGACUUUGCUACCCAGGUGAGGUGCUCUGUUCAUGCACGGAACUCAUGUCAUCAGACACCAUCCAAGGAUGGGCAGCCUGUAGUGUGGCUGGCGACUGCCAUACAGAGAAAAGGCACCUCAUGCCGCAGGGCGGGGCCGACACCCUGAGCUCACAGGUGGCCCCUGCAGUCAGGUGGCUGUCCAUCCUUGAAACAGCCUCCUCUGGGGGCACAGCACUGGAGGUCUCCAGGCAGGGCUCCAGGGUGCCCUGCAGCUUACAUAAAGGUUGUGGCAAUAUUUAAAUGUUAAACUAUUGCCUUCCUCUUAGUUUUCCUAAAAUAAUUUUCUAAUGGGAACAGUAACUUCAAGUUCAUGAAUAGUUUGAAGGAGGAUAAUUCAUUUUUUCCUGGUUGUCACUGUCUUCUUAUCCCCAUGAUGGGCUGGGUUCAUACUGUGAAAUAAACUAAAAUGAAACCAAAAUGUUCCUGCCAUAAACACGUGGCACAGCAUGGCGGAAAAAGCAAAGCCACCUCUAUUCUGAGUCCCCAAGCCUUAGCAGGGCGUUGAUCAUCUCUAAAAGAAGGGAAACUGCACCUAGGAAGCGGCGGGCGUCAGACGCAUCCUUUCGCCCCUAGUUCAUGACAUAGUUCCGGCUUUGGUCUUCCAGAAAAUCUCAACUUCACCGUGCACAAGUAUUACCGGGUCUUUUUAGUGUAGCCAUGGAAGACAGUUUCAGAAGGAGAUCCUCAGAUCAUAAUUCUUAGGGCCCAAAGGGGUUUUUCAUGAGAUAGUCUUUUUGAUUUUCUAACAAGGAAAUAUUCACUUUAAAUUUUAACAUCAACUUUUAAAUGAUAUUCAGAAUUAAUUGACCAUGGUGGUACAUUGUAAAAUGUUUUCAUAUUAAGAAUGUAAUUAUUUCCUUAUUGUAUUUUUUAAAAGCUAAAGUCAUAUUUAAAAUUCUCUUUGAAAGAAACAGGCAAAGAAACAGCAAAGAUUUUUUUAAAUUAAAUAUGUUGGUAGUGCCCAUUUUAAAUGACUGUAAAUAUAUUUUCACUGUUUCUCAAUGUAUUUAAUUCAUAAAGUAAAAAUUUUAUGAAAAGAAACUUGCAAGGAAAAUCCUAGUUUUCAGUCCACUCGCCCCACUUUUUAGUUAGCUUCACGGAAUUUCCUGCUUUCCUGGUUGAAUUUUCUACCGUUUCACGUGGUGUAACCCUAGACUGGCGCCCUUGGCGUGCCCCUUUGUGUAUGAAUAAACUUCUCUCCCCCA
Symphalangus syndactylus (siamang) is the source of this 7649-nucleotide messenger RNA. RefSeq names its product actin filament associated protein 1 (gene AFAP1). NCBI's taxonomy places the organism in Eukaryota, Metazoa, Chordata, Mammalia, Primates, Hylobatidae. Gene Ontology annotation, molecular function: SH2 domain binding; SH3 domain binding. The record is from RefSeq and is a predicted model, not a curated record. Gene Ontology annotation, cellular component: cytosol.